Messenger RNA from Syzygium oleosum, 1129 nucleotides. RefSeq names its product multiple RNA-binding domain-containing protein 1-like. The record is from RefSeq and is a predicted model, not a curated record. Lineage: Eukaryota; Viridiplantae; Streptophyta; Magnoliopsida; Myrtales; Myrtaceae. Gene Ontology annotation, molecular function: RNA binding. The coding region runs from base 121 to 744 and encodes 207 amino acids. The transcript is spliced from 5 exons. Gene Ontology annotation, cellular component: ribonucleoprotein complex.
UUCCAUAGCUCCACGGUUUGCCAGACGAGAGAGCUCAAGUGAUUCCGGAGCCACAGCUUCCUCUUCGUUUGGAGGUUCUGUUUCGGAGUUUUGCUCAGGCUUCGAGUUAGGGUUUUCGCCAUGGAAUCUCGAAAGGUUGCUGCGAAGACUGGCAAAGCGUCGACCGCGGGCUCUUCGUCGGAUUCUCUUUCGCGUCGAGAAAGAUCGCUUUUUGUUAGGAAUAUCAACUAUGAAACAACUGAGGAGGUUCUGCAAAGCCACUUCUGCGAACUAGUGGGGGAGAGGAAAAUUCUUAGUGUCUCGAUUGAUAAGCAGAUGGCAAAUGGGGAGCAAGUUUCCCUGGGUUGUGGGAGUAUAGAAUUCGACUCAGUGGAGACAGCUACCCGUGUUUGUCGGGAUUUACAUAAAACUGUCUUAGAUGGGCGUGCUCUUCUAUUGCAACAUUGCCAAGGAAAGAAUGCUGAAGCUGAUUCGACCACCACGUUGUUUGUGGGAAACGUUCGACCUUCGGUAAGGGAGGAAGAUUUAAGGGAGCGCUUCAGCCCAUUCGGAAGGGUACAGCAUUUGACAAUCCCGCCGGUGCCUUUGGGAAAUAAACGAGGAUUUGCAUUUGUGGAGUACGCUACGGAGGAUGAAGCGCAGAACGCUCUGCGAGCCAUGGCCAACACCUCUAUGCAUGGAUGGCCUCUGGUCGUAGAGAGAGCGAAGGAAAGCAAGGAGAGGAAGCACGGCCAUCUCGAAUGAGGAGAUGUGGAUGACAUGAAGAUCAAAAGAUUUCAAGUGUUUUAGAAGUUCUUGGAGUUGAACCUUAGGCAAAGGAGCUAUGCUGAAUGGUCAUUUUCUCUGUACUAAGUCUGGAUAUUUCAGGCUGAGAUUCUUUCCUUUAAUUGUGGCAGAAUUGCGGACGUCCUCAUUUCACAUAAAACUUCACGUCCUGUGUAUAAUUGACUCGUGGAGUAGUGUGGUUUACUUCCCUGAGCUGUCUAGGUUGGAGGGAUUCUCUUUGUCUUCUUUGAGAUGUCUACACAGGAUUAAGCAGGGAUUUCUUUUGAGAUUGUUUGAUGUCAUGUAAACCAAUUGAAGUUGCCUUAUAGUGCGUACUUCCUAUUCAAUUCCUGAUGCAGAAUUU